AUGACUCUCUCUCUCAAACAUUAUGACGUCUUCCUGGUCUUUCGGCCAGAGGACAUCUUUUGGGACAGAAACGCUGCCCAGUUGAACAGUAGCGACGCCAACCUGCACAUCCUCAAUCUUGACCGAUUUGGCAACUGCGGUGUCCUGCUCUUCCACAUCUGGGCCGGUUCACCUCAUGUGACUCGCUGGUCCGAGGAUCCCUUCAGUUUGGGCGCCUACACGGCCGGGGAACCCGAUAGUGGAGACCAGGAUCGACGUGCCUACGCAGAAAGCCUACCGCUUGAUGUAAGCCAUACUUAG
Molecule: messenger RNA, 300 nt
Organism: Dibothriocephalus latus
Lineage: Eukaryota; Metazoa; Platyhelminthes; Cestoda; Diphyllobothriidea; Diphyllobothriidae
Source: the annotation of a GenBank genome assembly